Messenger RNA from Ctenocephalides felis (cat flea), 2094 nucleotides. Its product is annotated as zinc finger protein 883-like. Gene Ontology annotation, molecular function: RNA polymerase II cis-regulatory region sequence-specific DNA binding; zinc ion binding; DNA-binding transcription factor activity, RNA polymerase II-specific. The coding region runs from base 92 to 1990 and encodes 632 amino acids. The record is from RefSeq and is a predicted model, not a curated record. NCBI's taxonomy places the organism in Eukaryota, Metazoa, Arthropoda, Insecta, Siphonaptera, Pulicidae. Gene Ontology annotation, biological process: regulation of transcription by RNA polymerase II. Gene Ontology annotation, cellular component: nucleus. The transcript has 14 exons.
AAAAACAUGCCGAACUUGUCUUGGAAAUUUAAAUGCCGAAUCUAUAUCUUUAUACGAUGAUGUGUUCAUCCAAGAUCAAAAAAUAAUUUCAAUGAAGGAUGUUCUAAAUUUGAAUUGCUGUAUAGAGAUUGUACCUGAAGAUGGUUUACCAAAGCAUAUUUGUAUGGAUUGUAUGCAAAAACUUAAAGAAAUAUAUUUGUUUUACAUUCAGUGCCAAAGUUCCGAGGAAUUAUUAAGAAAAUAUAAAAUUGAUAAUAAUAUUUCGGCCCAUCAACUGCAUUUGGAUGGAAUAAAAAUAAAAAAUAAUGCAGCCGUAGAAGUAAUUAUAGAUGAAAUUACAUUAGAUGAUAAUGCAUCAUUAUUAAUCCUUGGAGAAAGUACAAAAUCACAAUUUAAGGAGAAUGAUGUUAAAAAUGAUAAUGAUAAUAUUGCAUCACAUGUACAGACUUGUGAAAAUCAUGUUGAAAAAAAACAAAAGACCUAUCAUUGUGCUGAUUGUGAAAUUUCUUUUCAUUGGAGAAUUAAAUACAAUGAACAUAUUAGAAAAUUCCACAAGUUCACUUUGAAUGUGAAGAGACCUAAACAAUAUACUUGCAGUAUAUGCAAUAAAUCCUUUGGUGUUUUAUCAGAUCUUGAAAAACAUAACAGAAAAUGUACUUCCAAAUCCUCAGAAAAUACAACUUUAAACAAUGAUAUUUUGGUCUCAGAAGAUAAAGUGGAAUUUUCGAGAGAACAUAUUUGUCCAAGUUGUAGAAAUUGUUUUGAAACUUUAUCAGAAUUAAGAUCUCAUAUGAAACUGCAUGUUAAAGACAUGAAAUAUGGGUGCUCUUCGUGCAAUAAGUCAUUUUGUAAUGAAUCUAAUUUGGAUAGACAUGUUAGGAAACAGCAUUUACAAACACACAUUUGUAAUGUUUGUAAUAAAACUUUUCUCAAUCAGAGAAAACUCAGACUGCAUGCAACAUGUCAUACAGCAGAAUCAGAUAAAAAAUAUAAAUGCAGGUAUUGCAUUAAAAAAUUUAAUCAAGUUCAUCAUUUAGAAAAUCAUGAAAGAAUUCAUACUGGGCAAAAGCCUUACUUGUGCAAUGAAUGUGGAAAAGGAUUUAGACAACAAUAUGCCCUAACGUUACAUAUGCGUAUUCAUACUGGGGAUAAGCCUUACAUUUGUCAAGAAUGUGGAAAAACAUUUAAUCGUAAACAAGGUCUGGAUUCACAUUUGCUUUGUCAUAGUGGAAAAAGAGAUGAUAAAGUUGCUAGUGAUGGUAAACCUCAUAUUUGCACAGAAUGUGGAAUAAGGGUAACAAGACUGCAUAUAUUAAUAAAACAUAUGUGGGAAGUUCAUAAAAAAUGUGAUGAUCCAAUUCUUUUAGAACAAGCUAAGCAACAAGCAAAAUUAAGAAAAGAUGACAAAGUAAUCAAAGGAGUUACAUAUGCUUGCAAUGUAUGUGAUACAAAAUUUCAAUCAAAUCUUAAAUUGAAACAACAUAUGAAAGUCCAUGCUUUUCAAUAUAUAUGCAGUGUUUGUUCAAGAGCAUUCAUGUUAAGAAGUCAACUGGAGGCGCAUAGCAGAUUCCACACAGGUUCUGUACGGUUACAUCCUUGUUCGCAUCCUGGAUGUACGCGCAGCUUCAAUAGACCAGAACACGCACGGGCUCAUUAUAUGCGAGCGCACACCACGGAAAGACCGUAUCAGUGCGAGGUUUGCUUAAAAGGUUUCUGUCAGUCUGGUGAUCUAAAAGUGCAUAUGCGUUAUCACACAGGUGAGAGACCAUAUGAUUGUUCAUUUUGUGAUAAAUCUUUUGCUGCAAGCAGUGCACUUAAAGGUCACAUGCGAAGGCAUACUGGUGAACGCCCAUAUUGCUGUGCAAUUUGUCAAAAUGGAUAUUAUACUUCAACAGAACUAAACCUGCAUAUGAAGAGCCACACUUCGAAGUCCAUAGAGAUUGCUACAGAUGUAAUUGACAAUCAAGUUUUGGAUAUUGUUAAUAAAUAAAAUGAAACAUUUGGUUUAUAAAAAUAACUAAAUAUUUUUAUUAUUAAUUAUAUAAUUUCAUUUUCUUAUAUAUAUAUUUGUACUCCAAAUAUUAAAUAAAAACU